Messenger RNA from Microsporum canis CBS 113480, 1080 nucleotides. Its product is annotated as complex I intermediate-associated protein 30. NCBI's taxonomy places the organism in Eukaryota, Fungi, Ascomycota, Eurotiomycetes, Onygenales, Arthrodermataceae. The transcript is spliced from 3 exons. Gene Ontology annotation, biological process: mitochondrial respiratory chain complex I assembly; mitochondrial electron transport, NADH to ubiquinone. Gene Ontology annotation, cellular component: mitochondrion. The record is from RefSeq and is a predicted model, not a curated record. Bases 1 to 1080 code for a protein of 359 amino acids.
AUGUCCAAAGGAGGGCCUGGUUUUUUCCGCAAGACGGCAGAUGAGCUGAGCCGGGCAACAAGAAUAGCGUGGAAGCUCGAGACACUCGACGUUGCCAAAGACCAAUACCACCUACUCGACUUCUCCAAGGAAGCAACUGUGCAAGGAUGCAAGACGAUGGCAGACCGUGCGGUUGGAGGAUACAGUACGGCGAGCCUGGACUAUGUCCCAGCAGACCCAGAAACAAACACGCCAGCACACGCUCGAUUCCACGGAUCUAUAUCGACCAAACUGCCCAAGGAUUGGAGGAUACAGAGAACCGGAUACGCGGCCUUUCGAAACCAGGAUCGUGGCUUCUGGCUCCUGGGCAGACUCUACUGGGACGUGGACCCGUAUACAUUCCUAGCCCUACGAGUCAAGUCCGACGGAAGACGGUACACGGUCAAUGUACAGACGGACUCGAUCAUUGAAUCGGACAUUCACCAGCACCGCCUCUUCACUCGGCACCAUCGAAUACUCGACCGGCCCACGGACCACCUUACAUCCUCCACGCUAACUCCAGAAGAAUCACUGUCCGAACCCGAAUCCGAGUCCGACUUCCCAUCCACCUCUACCUCGUCACUGUCCCGAACGCCCGCAGCACUAGCCGACUUUGCUCCUCCGGAAGAGGCCAACAUCACAACUACGACAUCGUCGUACGUAACCAACCCACAGCCCAGCUCAACAGGGUGGGAAACGAUACUGAUCCGAUGGUCAGAUUUCGUACGCACUAACCUGGGCACGGUCGUCGAACCGCAGACCGGUCUGCUACGACAGCGUGUAAAGUCGAUUGGCAUUGGUCUGACGGACCGAGUGGAAGGGCCGUACGAUCUACGCAUUCAUCGGAUGUGGGCGACCAACGGACUGUGCGGGGAGGAGCUGGAAGAAGAGAAGAGGAUUUGUGGAGAAGACGCAGUUUAUACUUCUGCUACAAGCCCUGUCUCUUCAGCCUCGAAGUCAGAGCAGGAGUCUAGACAUGACGACGAUCACUCGUCCCUGGUCGAGAGGGAGUCUAAAGGCGUGGAUCGUUUUAAGAGUCUGAAGGGAUUCCAGAAGAAAUGA